Messenger RNA from Dipodomys spectabilis (banner-tailed kangaroo rat), 1284 nucleotides. Its product is annotated as band 4.1-like protein 3. Bases 385 to 1041 code for a protein of 218 amino acids. The transcript has a single exon. The record is from RefSeq and is a predicted model, not a curated record. Lineage: Eukaryota; Metazoa; Chordata; Mammalia; Rodentia; Heteromyidae.
UCCAAAGGAAUUCUUGCUUGUUUUCAGCAAAUGCCUGGUUAUGCUGGCUAAUGCUUUGAAUGUCUUGUCAGCAGCCAGGUUUAAGGGCAAAUGGAGCCUGUUGAGUUUAUAGAAUUUAUUUGCAACUGAUUUGACAAUAACUGGUUGAUCCUUAUAAAUUUUGAUGUAAUGAAAGUAGUCCAGUUUUUCUUCCUAAAACUGACCAUUUAAUUUGUUUUCUAGUGACACUGUGUUAAUAUGAAAUUUCCUUGAGAGUAAAGUUUUCACUAACUACCCAUUUGUUCUUUUUUCCUCUUUCCCUCUGCAUUUGUCUCUCCCUUGAAUAUAUCUGUUGUGUAAUGUCAUAUUCACUCAUGGAUUUGCCCUUGAGAAUAGACUGUUUGCAUGUGCCCACCUUCACCACUCAUCCGUUGCACCUCAUCUUUUUCCCCAAACCUGUUGCCAGUCCCUGAAGUGGACUUGCUGUCAGAUAUUUCAGAGGAAGACCCUUUUGGGGAGGCUGACCAGAUCACACUAGACAGCUUAGAGCUCAUUUCCACAGGUGAAACAUCAGAGCAGGGAGACUCUGAGCUUACCACCUUGGACUCUGACUUGGAACCUGUUAUAGUUCCUUCUCAGCCUGACUGUCCUCAUCUCAUCCAUGAGAAAACUCUUAAAGUGACUAGCCACAGGGAUUCAGAGUUUGGUUACUUCUCUUUUAGCUUCUACAAAUGUUUUCCCUCUGGCUUUCCCUCCCUUCUGGAUGAAGAUGGGUAUCUUGCUUUCCCCAGCCUCCCCAAGCUCUGGGUCUCCUUCCUCCCUCCUGAUGUUCAACACUACGUCCCUAUCACAUCUCCUUCCUUCAUUCCUUCCCUUGUCCUCAUCUUUGGGUUGCUUCUCUCGGCUUCUCAGUCUGUUCCUUUUUCUCUUACCUUUGCGCUUCCUCUGGCUUUAGCCCUCUGCUAUCUGGAGGCUAAAGCCACCCCCUGUAAUGUUUUUUGUGAGUAUGACUGGAAUGACAAAACAGAGGAGGAAGAAGUGAUCGCUGGCAGUCCUCCAUAGCUGCAUUUUAUAAAGUCAACCCAACUCCAUUAUAUACCCUUUCUAAUAUAUAGAGUGUAAACAUGUGCAUAAUUUUCACUGCUUGCCCUCAAUAUCAGUUCAUACUUUCGUAUAUGCAACACUUUAGUGCAUGAGAGAUAAGUAUAAGCACUUGUUGUCCUUUGACCAGCUCCACACAUUCUCAGUUGAGAACAAAAUGAUAGGAUUCUUUUAUAAAAUCAUCCCUUUUUUUGUUUUUAAAGA